This is a messenger RNA of Capsicum annuum, 1003 nucleotides long. Its product is annotated as ferruginol synthase-like. Gene Ontology annotation, molecular function: iron ion binding; monooxygenase activity; heme binding. The record is from RefSeq and is a predicted model, not a curated record. Lineage: Eukaryota; Viridiplantae; Streptophyta; Magnoliopsida; Solanales; Solanaceae.
UUUAUAUUGAUCUAAAGAUUUCUGAACCUUAUCAUAGUGACUUGUGAGGUUAAAAAUAAAUGUUGUCCUUCCAAAGAUUAGUAUUAUUAGAAGUGCUGAAAUUUUCUGCAGACUAAAUAUGGCUUCAGAGCCUUUAAACGAGUUUUUUCUAGCAGCUCUCACCCUUUCAAUUGCGGUCCUAACAAUUCUAUUGUACAAAUUGACCUCACACAAGGAAGAAUUCAGGUUGCCGCCAGGGCCUCGUGGUCUUCCAAUUGUGGGAUUCUUACCAUUCCUCCGCCCCAAUUUGCAUCACCAGCUCACAGAGUUAUCUCAACAGUAUGGUCCAAUUUACAAGUUUUGGCUAGGAAGCAGACUAUGUGUUGUGUUGAAUUCACCUUCCUUAGCCAAACAAGUAGUUUGUGAUCAAGACUCCGUUUUUGCCAACCGUGAUCCUACAAUUGCAGGAUUAAUGGCCACAUAAGGUGGACUAGAUAUUGGAUUUUCUCCCUAUGGUUCCUACUGGCGUGAUAUGCGCAAACUGUUUGUAAGGGAGAUGCUAAGCAGUAGGAACCUUGAGGCCUGUUAUAGCCUUCGGAGACACGAGGUCAGAAAGACUAUCAGAAAUGUGCAUACCAAGGUUGGUAACCCCGUUGACAUUGCUGAAUUGGCCUUUUUAACUGAGAUGAAUGUCGUCACGAGUAUGAUCUUUGGCAGCGAUUUUGUCGGGGAGAUGGAGAAGCAUAGAAAAGAUGGAACUGAAUUCAGGGACUUGGUGGUAAGUUUUGGUGUAGUGAUGGGAAAGCCCAACAUAUCAGACUUCUUCCCUAUGCUUGCAAGGUUUGAUUUUCAAGGAAUACGGAAAGAGAUGGAGGCCAUGUUGAAGUUGCUUGACAGUAUAUUGGAUCCUCUCAUAAACCAACGCGUGAAGAUGCUUUCAGACAAAAGAGAGGCUGAAAUCCAGAAGAAUGAGAAGAAAGAUUUUAUGCAGAUCCUGGUAGAGCUAAUGGAGCAGAAAGACAUU